GCCGAGGCCGGGGCCGGGGCCGCGGCCGGGGCUGGGGCUGGGGCAGGAGCCGGGGCCGCGGCUGAGCGGGGACAGAGCGGGGUCGCCGCGCCCUUCGAGCCCCCCGAGGGCGGCUUCGGCUGGGUGGUGGUCUUCGCCGCCGCCUGGUGCAACGGCUCCAUCUUCGGCAUCCACAACUCCUUCGGGAUCCUCUACAUGAUGCUGCAGAGCGACCUGGGCGAGGGGGAGAAGGAUCCGGCGCUAGAGUUUAAAACAGCGUGGGUCGGCUCCCUGGCCAUGGGAAUGAUUUUUUUCUGCUCUCCCAUCGUCAGCAUCUUCACAGACCGGAUCGGCUGCAGGACCACAGCGGCCAUGGGAGCUACCAUCGCCUUCAUCGGGCUCCUCUCCAGCUCCUUCACCAAGUCCCUGGAAGUCCGUUAUUUCACAUAUGGGAUCCUCUUUGGCUGUGGCAGCUCCUUUGCCUUCCAGCCCUCGCUGGUCAUCCUCGGCCACUACUUCAAGCGCCGCCUGGGCCUGGCCAAUGGCAUCGUGGCCGGGGGCAGCUGCCUCAUCUCCGUGCCGCUCCCCUUCUUCCUGAAGAUGGUCGGGGGUGCCAUCGGGCUGGCACACACUUUCCAAGUACUCAGUGCCUUAAUGCUCAUCCAGAUCUUCUUGUCCAUGACCUACCGGCCCAUCCUGACGCCUUCUUGUGACUCUCAGCACGACGGGCACGACAAGAUGGGCAGCCGGAGCAUGAGGCAGCAGUGCUGGGCCCAGACCCGCAAGUAUUUCAACCUGAGGGUUUUCCGGAGAAAGACCUAUCGGAUUUGGGCUUUUGGGAUUGCUACUGCUGUCCUGGGAUACCUCGUACCUUACAUGAACCUGGUCAAAUAUGUGGAGAAGCGAUUUCAGGAAACCAAAAAGGACUGGAUCCUCCUGGUUUGCCUCGGGGCCAUGUCGGGGCUGGGGCGCUUGGUUUCGGGCCGCAUUGGCGACUGCAUUCCCGGGCUGAAGAAGAUUUACCUGCAGGUUGCGUCCUUCAUGCUGUUGGGCCUCCUGUGCAUGAUGAUCCCCCAGUGCCGAGGCUUCGAGGGCGUCAUUGUCAUCUGCCUCUUCCUUGGCCUCUGCGACGGCUUCUUCACCACCAUCAUGGCCCCCAUCGCCUUCGAGCUGGUGGGGCCCAUGCAGGCGUCCCAGGCCAUAGGGUACCUCAUGGGGCUGAUGGCCGUGCCCAUGACCGCGGGCACGCCCAUUGCAGGAUACCUCAACGAUUACUUUGGGAAUUACGACGCGGCCUUUUACUUUGCGGGGGUGCCGCCCAUCAUCGGCGGCCUGGUGCUCUCCGUGGUGCCGCUGGUCCACCAGAGGAUGCUGAGGAAGCAGCGCCUGGAUUCCGGCAAAGACAAGAUGCUGGUGUCGGAGGCGGUGGUGAACGGGGAGCUGCUGCCCGGCUGCCCGGCCUCCGAAGCACACAUGUGA
This is a messenger RNA of Passer montanus (Eurasian tree sparrow), 1458 nucleotides long. It is a transcript of the gene SLC16A2, whose product is annotated as solute carrier family 16 member 2. The transcript has 6 exons. Lineage: Eukaryota; Metazoa; Chordata; Aves; Passeriformes; Passeridae. The record is from RefSeq and is a predicted model, not a curated record. The coding region runs from base 196 to 1458 and encodes 420 amino acids. Gene Ontology annotation, molecular function: thyroid hormone transmembrane transporter activity; monocarboxylic acid transmembrane transporter activity. Gene Ontology annotation, biological process: transmembrane transport.